Silurus meridionalis is the source of this 3850-nucleotide messenger RNA. It is a transcript of the gene gria3a, whose product is annotated as glutamate receptor, ionotropic, AMPA 3a. Gene Ontology annotation, biological process: monoatomic ion transport; synaptic transmission, glutamatergic; modulation of chemical synaptic transmission. The coding region runs from base 157 to 2817 and encodes 886 amino acids. NCBI's taxonomy places the organism in Eukaryota, Metazoa, Chordata, Actinopteri, Siluriformes, Siluridae. Gene Ontology annotation, molecular function: transmitter-gated monoatomic ion channel activity involved in regulation of postsynaptic membrane potential; AMPA glutamate receptor activity. The record is from RefSeq and is a predicted model, not a curated record. Gene Ontology annotation, cellular component: dendritic spine; postsynaptic membrane; plasma membrane. The transcript has 15 exons.
UGAUGUUUCUCCAACAGGGACAGCAGCUCCGAGUUUGUCUUUUCCGCACGCGCUCCUCUGUGCGAGCACACCUGGACUCCGGUUUUGUGUGUGUGUGCGCGUGUGUGUGCGCGCGUGCGCGUGUGAGGCGCGCGUUUAGAAGGUCUGGGAAAGAGGAUGGAGCCGCGCGUGCUCACCUUUCUCCUGCUGUUGCUGAGACUCAUGAACGAGUCGCGCGCAGGAUUUCCCAACCAGAUCAGCAUCGGUGGCGUGUUCCUGCGCUCUACAGUGCAGGAGCACAGUGUGUUCAGGUUCACACUUCAGCUCUACAACACCAACCAGAACGUGACCGAGAAACCGUUUCACCUGCACUACAAUGUGGACAACCUGGAGCAGAGCGACAGCUUCUCAGUCACACAUGCCUUUUGUUCUCAGUUCUCGCGAGGUGUUUACGCCAUAUAUGGUUUUUAUGAUCAGCGCUCAGUGAACACACUCUUGUCGUUUUCUGGGGCUCUGCACACCUCCUUCAUCACUCCAUCACAGCCCACUGAAGCCGAUGCCCAUUUCCUGCUCCAGCUGAGACCCACGCUAAAAGGGGCGGUGCUUAGCAUGAUCACACACUACAAAUGGGACAAGUUUGUCUACCUUUACGACACAGAGCGAGGGUUCUCUCUGCUGCAGGCAGUAAUGGAGGCAGCAGUAGUGAAUGAUUGGCGGGUGACAGUUCGCUCUGUUGGGAACGUUGUUGAUGUUCUGGACUAUCGGCGAAUUUUUGAGGAAAUGGAACGUCGUCAGGAGAAACUCUUCAUCAUCGACUGUGAAGAAGAGCGCAUUAAUGCUAUGCUGGAGCAGGUCAUGGUCUCAGGGAAAAACAGUCGAGGAUUUCACUACAUCCUGGCUAAUCUGGGUUUCUCCAACGCCAGUAUAGAGAAGGUUUUCUCCGGAGGUGCUAAUGUCACUGCAUUUCACAUCAUCAACCCACAAAACCCCAUCGUACAGCAGUUCCUCCAACGCUGGGACAAAUUGGACCAGAGGGAGUUCCCUCAGGCUGGAGAUACACCUCUCAGAUUCACCUCUGCACUUACCCAUGAUGGCGUGUUGGUGAUAUCAGAGGCGUUUCGUUAUUUGCGUCGUCAGCGUGUGGACGUUUCCCGGCGUGGCAGCGCCGGAGACUGUUUAGCAAAUCCAGCUGUGCCCUGGAGUCAGGGCAUUGACAUCGAGAGAGCACUAAAGAUGGUCCAUGUUCAGGGAAUGACAGGAAAUGUCCAGUUUGAUUCUUUUGGUCGGAGAACAAACUUCACUAUCGAUGUGUACGAGAUGAAAAGCAGUGGAGCGAGAAAGGUUGGUUACUGGAGCGAUAUGGAGGAGUUUGUUUAUGAAACUGAGCUGCAGGUGACGAACGAAUCGUCUUCAGUGGAGAAUCGGACGAUUGUGGUCACCACCAUCAUGGAAGCCCCGUAUGUGAUGUAUAAGAGGAACCACCUGCAGUUGGAGGGAAACGAUCGGUACGAGGGCUACUGCGUGGACUUGGCCUCGGAAAUCGCAAAACACGUCCGAAUUAAGUACAAACUGUCGGUUGUAUCUGAUGGGAAAUAUGGCGCGCGAGAUCCCGAGACUAAAACCUGGAAUGGGAUGGUGGGAGAGCUGGUGUACGGGAGGGCAGACAUUGCCGUGGCUCCUCUAACCAUCACGCUGGUGCGCGAGGAGGUGAUCGACUUCUCUAAACCUUUCAUGAGCCUUGGUAUCUCCAUCAUGAUAAAGAAGCCUCAGAAGUCGAAGCCGGGUGUGUUCUCGUUCCUCGACCCUCUGGCGUACGAGAUCUGGAUGUGUAUUGUGUUCGCCUACAUCGGCGUGAGCGUCGUGCUCUUCCUCGUCAGCAGGUUCAGUCCCUAUGAGUGGAACAUCAACAACAGUGACGAGGCCAAAGAUCCACAAGCUCCACCAGAUCCACCAAAUGAGUUCGGCAUUUUUAACAGUCUGUGGUUUUCUCUUGGAGCCUUCAUGCAGCAAGGAUGCGAUAUUUCACCAAGGUCUCUGUCAGGUCGUAUAGUAGGAGGAGUGUGGUGGUUCUUUACACUGAUCAUCAUCUCAUCCUACACAGCGAACUUGGCAGCGUUCCUCACUGUGGAGAGGAUGGUGUCUCCUAUCGAGAGCGCUGAGGAUCUCGCCAAGCAAACUGACAUCGCGUACGGAACUCUCGACUCGGGUUCCACUAAAGAGUUCUUCAGACGCUCUAAAAUAGCAGUGUUUGAGAAGAUGUGGUCGUAUAUGAAGUCUGCUGAACCAUCAGUGUUUGUGAAGACGACUCCCGAUGGUGUGGCUCGCGUGAGGAAGUCGAAGGGGAAGUUUGCGUUCCUGCUCGAGUCCACGAUGAAUGAGUAUAUCGAACAACGCAAACCGUGUGACACCAUGAAGGUCGGCGGGAAUCUCGAUUCCAAGGGUUAUGGAGUCGCCACGCCCAAGGGUUCGGCAUUAAGAACUCCUGUAAACCUUGCAGUAUUGAAACUCAGUGAACAAGGCAUCUUAGACAAGCUGAAAAACAAGUGGUGGUACGAUAAAGGGGAGUGUGGGACCAAAGACUCGGGCAGUAAGGAUAAGACGAGUGCUCUGAGUCUCAGUAACGUUGCUGGUGUGUUCUACAUCCUGGUUGGAGGUCUGGGACUUGCCAUGACGGUGGCGCUGGUCGAGUUUUGCUACAAAUCUCGUCAGGAGACCAAAGAUCUCCGCAUGCUAAAUCCUGCUCAGAACUUUAAACCCACUCCUCCGGCUGGUGUUCAGAGCUUCACCACCUACAGGGAGGGCUACAAUGUCUACGGCACCGAGAGCGUCAAGAUAUAGUGCUAGUGACAUACGUCACUAAAUUAACUUCUACUGCGUUAGCUCUUGUGUCUUAAUGCUAACUGCUAACUUAAUGCUGACUGCAAACAGACCCCUCCCACUGCACACGCUGUUACCAUAGCAACUGUAAUCAGACUCCAGUAUCUCUUGAUGCCUUACAGGAACCUCAGCAGCACUUCCAGUUUGAUCCAAACACUUCCUCUAAACUUCCAGUCUUCCUCAGAGUACUUCCUCCUUACUCUCACUCAGCUCAUCUCCUUCAUAGAGCCAAGUAUCAGUUCUGUUUUUUAUCUUUGGAGCUGAGAGGCGCUUCAUCAUCCUGCAGCCGAUAAAGCAUGGAGUUAUAGAGAGACUCAUCAUCUGCUUCUCUCAGACUUUGUGUGAAGAGUUCCUGAGAAUCACGUUCACACAACACAUUUUUAUAAAUCACAUGCAAGAGCUUCUCCUUAUCUCCACUCUAGAGCAGAUCGUUAGGUUCAGGAUCUCAUUCUCAACUUCACUAACAGGUAGAUCAUCAUCAUUCUUCAUGUUGUAGAUCUUUUCAUUCAGAUGUUUUAGAGCUUGAAGUAAACUCUAGAGCUGUUGUCCACAAUGUUAAUGUUCUCAGUCAUCUCACUUUUGCUUCAGCAUCAUCUCUAAAUGCAGGUCAGGUUCUGAUCCACAAUUCUUCUAGACCCAUCUCACUGAUGCUCCUCACACUGAGAGAACAAACACAGAGGAGAAAUAAACUGAACCACUAAUCGUUCUCUCUCUCUCUCUCUCUCUCUCUCUCUCUCUCUCUCUCUCUCUCCCUCUUUCUCUCUCUCUCUCUAUAUAUCUCUCUCUCUCUCUUGUCUCUAGUUCUAUAAAUUAGCAGGAAAUGAUUAUUUUAUAAUGAUUUAUUAGAAAAAGUUGCAUGUCAGAAGCCAGAGUUGUGGAAGUUCAAAGGUCACUGUAGUCGUCUCUGUAAUCUAGAAAAGCACCGAAUCCCUGCAUGGGGGCCGACAGCAGGGGCCCAUCUGUCACACUCACAUAAUAAAUAUCAGAAUGUCAA